UUAGCUGUUGAUGCUACAGGUUAUCAGUUAUCAGUUGAGUUAUCGGCGUCAUAUUCUGCGUUGGAAAUAAAGGAAAAUGAAAGAGGUAGAAUUGCACACGAGCUUUGAAGAUGCUCAGGAGAAGGCUUUCAACGAUGCCACCCUCCAACUAAACUUGGACUCGAAGAACGACAACGACUGUACACUGCAGCCAAACGGAAAUGUCAUCAACAGUUCGUCCUGCUACGAUUUUUCAAAAGGUCAGGUGGCCCAAGUUCCAUGGCCAGGAGACAAAGCUGAGGACUUUUUCUCAUUCCGGGAAGGUUUGUUAAUCAGGGCCAUUGAAGAGACCAAAAAGGAGCUCAUCUCUGACAGCGAAGAUGGUGAAUUCAUUGGCUCAUGGCUUCUCACUGAGGUCAGCUCAUGGGAUAACGAAAUGGAAAGAAUCGUCAUUCUUACGACGAAAUGUAUGAUUUCUGUCAAAUAUGAUUUCAUCGCAUUGAAAGUUUUAAAGCACAGAAAAAUUCCUUUAGACAUUAUCGACACAUUGGUCAUAGGAGAUCUUGACUAUCCUCCGGUUUCUUUGAUACCGCAUAUUGAUGGUAUAGCUACUGGUGUGUCCAAUCUGAUGAAAGGCUGCUUGGUAAAAGUACUAGAAAAAAAAUGGCCUGUUGAGAAAGGUGCUUUACCCACUGAUUCUGGCUUCUCACCAAGGACCCGUAAAAUUGCUGGUGUCAGAACAAUGUGGAAUGGCGGUCGACCUCUUCCUUUCGUCAAGAAAUGGAACCCUUUUGAAAAAGACAUUCCAUUCAAUACAUUCACUUCACACCCUCUUUUAUGGCAUGCAGAUUCAUCAAACAGUGGACGGGAUAUGUACAAUGUAGAAGUGUUCACAGACCAUCUGACGAAAGUCCUCGAUGAGAAGAUAAAAAAAUCUCAAUGCUUCGUUGAAAGCAAUCCGAUAAUUCUAGAGAACUACAUUGGCCUAGGGGCACUCAUACACAACCGAAACUCGCUCGGCUUUUUCAAACUGAGGGGGAAAAUAAGUUUCUAAAAUUAGUAAAAUAUUAUCCAAAAUAACUGUCGUAAAUCUUUCACUUAUUACAAACUCAUGCCUAAUGUGAAUAAUAAUUAUAUUUUUUCAAAAUUGGGAACAUUUACAUGUAGAUUAGUUCAAGUUGUUGUGUGCAGGAAACGCAAAAUCUUUUAUCUUCUUAAUAUUAAAACAUAGUAUUCUUGUCAAAUUCAAAUCUAAGAUAAGAAAACUGUUUUUAUAAUAUUUCAUGGAUGCUGUUUGCUUGUGCUUGUAAGUUUAAAUAUGAAAUAUGAAUCUGAACUCAAAUGUAAAUUGUUUAAUUUGUUGCAU
Cimex lectularius (bed bug) is the source of this 1345-nucleotide messenger RNA. Its product is annotated as tumor protein p63-regulated gene 1-like protein. The record is from RefSeq and is a predicted model, not a curated record. Lineage: Eukaryota; Metazoa; Arthropoda; Insecta; Hemiptera; Cimicidae. The transcript is spliced from 6 exons. Bases 77 to 1033 code for a protein of 318 amino acids. Gene Ontology annotation, cellular component: cytoplasm.